AUGUUCAGACCAUCCACUAUCAACACUUCGAGUAUCUUUCAUUCUCUUGCGGAUAAACCAAUACGUCCAUGCAGUCGCCGUCUUCACACUUCUGUUGGGCUGUCUGCGAAAUCAACACGCCUAUGCACUGUUCGCAAGAAUACUUCCUAUGCCUCAAGGGAAGAUAUUGCUUGUACCUCUCGGGCAGCAACAUUACCGCAUCCACCAUCAGACACUCACCUUAGAGAGUCGCAGAGGCGAUGCAAUCUGACAACGGAUCAGUACAACGAGCUGUCCGACGCGACUAUGGACGCGAUGCUGGACUCGUUAGAGGCGUUGGUGGACGAGAGCGGACAGCAGGAGUACGAGAUUGAGUAUAACAGCGGGGUAUUGACGCUGAAGCUGGGAUCUCACGGGACGUAUGUGAUCAACAAGCAGCCGCCUAAUAAGCAGAUAUGGUUGUCUUCGCCUUUGAGUGGUCCAAAACGUUACGACUACGUCCCAACCCAAGACGACUGGAUCUACUCUCGGGAUAACACCUCAUUAAGUACCCUCCUCGACAAGGAGCUGAGCGACGUGUUCGGGAAGGAAGUCAAGUUGGGAUUAGAGGAGACUUCGAAGUUGGUUCCUUAG
This is a messenger RNA of Stereum hirsutum FP-91666 SS1, 612 nucleotides long. RefSeq names its product Frataxin. The transcript has 4 exons. Lineage: Eukaryota; Fungi; Basidiomycota; Agaricomycetes; Russulales; Stereaceae. Gene Ontology annotation, cellular component: mitochondrion. Gene Ontology annotation, biological process: intracellular iron ion homeostasis; iron incorporation into metallo-sulfur cluster. Gene Ontology annotation, molecular function: iron chaperone activity; ferroxidase activity; 2 iron, 2 sulfur cluster binding. Bases 1 to 612 code for a protein of 203 amino acids. The record is from RefSeq and is a predicted model, not a curated record.